Owenia fusiformis is the source of this 1956-nucleotide messenger RNA. Lineage: Eukaryota; Metazoa; Annelida; Polychaeta; Sabellida; Oweniidae. The record is from the annotation of a GenBank genome assembly.
AUCAAUCUAAAAUAUCAGGGUUUUUAUAUUUGUUUUCAAUAGUGGUUUACUUGGUAAAAUGACAGAUUAUACGACUGACGAUGUUUUUAUUUCUCCUCCGCCCGAUGGCGGAUACGGUUGGGUGGUUGUGUUUGCAUCAUUUAUGAUCCAGCUCCUGUCCAUUGGGACAACUUAUUCGUUUGGGGUCUUAUACGUGGACUUUCUGGAUUUCUUCAAAACGAGGAGAUCUGAUACAGCAUGGAUUGGAUCAUUGCAACCGUGUUUGUUGUAUCUUACUGGUAUAUUUGGUGGUCCGAUCAUAAAGCGUGUAGGUUGCAGACCAGUCGCUGUGAUUGGUGCUCUAAUAAGUGCAUUUGGCAUGACAUUGAGCGCAUCAGCAAAUCACAUUGCAGUAUUGUAUCUAACGUAUGGGAUCUUAACAGGAAUCGGAAAUGGUCUGAUGUAUAUAGCGGCAAUAGUGAGUGUGCAGUAUUAUUUUGAACGUCGACGGAGCUUUGCAACAGGCAUCUCGGUGGGUGGCUCAGGAGCGGGAAUGUUAGUGUUCGGUGUUGUCACCAGGUGGCUUCUUCAACACUAUCAUUGGCGUAUCACGCUUCUAAUAGAGGGCGCUCUAAUGUUGCUUGGUAUCGUUUUUGGUGCUCUUCUACUCCCUUUACCGACACAGACGGUACGAAUAGACAAACAUAAGCUGACGAUCGAUGAAAAUGAGAACGAUUCAACAAAAGAAAAUAAGAAAAAAGAGAGGUCUUGGUUCUGUAAUGGAUGUUCCAACUGUGCAGAAGUGAUCCACAUUAUCUUGAAGGACGCGAUUGACCUAUCACCGUUCAGGAACCCAUGUUUUGUACUUUUCUGUUUUGCCUUUAUGCUGUUUUGCUUCGGAUAUCACGCACCAUUUGCCUAUACGCCAGAUCGUGCAAUUGAAUUAGGAGAGUCUUCAUUUAGAGCAUCAUUACUGGUCUCAAUCAUCGGUAUGUCCAAUCUCGUCAGCCGCUUAGGAAUCGGUUGGUUUACGGAUUACAACGAAAAGGUUCGCUUUUAUGUCGGCGGGAUAACGCUGCUUCUUAGUGGCGUUGCGUCCCUGUUGAACCCAUUCGCUACAUCAUACAUACCUAUGGUGAUCUACGCCGUCUGGUUUGGAACCCUGUCUGGAAGUUUCGCAUCGCUGUUUCCUGUUAUAUUGGUAGACCUUUUUGGAAUGGAUCUAGUGGAGAAAUCUGUAGGACUCACUCUAGCAACUUCAUCCAUUGCCUUCUUAACAUCGUCCCCUUUAUGCGGUUGGAUUAUUGACGCUACUGGUAGCAUAGACGCACCAUUCUACGUUGCUGGAGCAACACAAACUUUAGGUGCUGUACUUUACUUCAUGUUACCAUUCUGUAGAAAUACGCAACAAAGAUCAGAAUAUGAGGCUAUCUCAUCAUCCAAUGACGUCAAAGAUGCGAGGAGAGGACGAUUGACAUCACCAUCAUUUGCAUAAAUUCUAGCUUGAACUGUUAAUGUAUGUUACUUGUUACUGUUGUUUUAGAAAUACUUGUUAACGGUCAUGUAGUGUGACUUCUAUGUUUAAGAGACAAUAAAUGAUUUAUUUUAACAAACUUUGUGUGAUAAUUGAUCUAAUUCAUAAAUUGUAUAAUUUAUUUAGAUCUUAGAAAGCUGUGUAUUUAUUCAUUUGUUGGAAGAAAUGACAUUAUGGUAUACUAUUAGGAAACUUAGGAAAAACUACUGAAACGUUUACAGACUACAAAACAAAAUUACACUGUUUUUUCGAACGAAAAUACACUAUGCAUUUCCAUGUAGUACAUGAAGCAACGACUGGAAACAAUGAAUCUACGCAGUCCUUUGCAUUGAUUGUUCAAGUUAAGGAUAAAUGAUGACAUAAUUAACUUUAGGUUAGAGAUGACGCGAAUAAAGGGGAAAACGGAACUGUAUAAGAUUUGUUUAUAUUAUAAGUUACACAAG